AUGUGCGAGGAUCUCACGCGACUUAUUCGCGAGAUUGAGCGCGUCAUAACCGCGCCUUAUGUGGCUUCACUCCAGGACCUAUAUAGACUGGCAGAAAAUCUGGAUUCAUCAAAAAUCAAGAUAUGGAUCCUGCAAAAGCCGUGCCAAGUCGGUCUGUUUGCGGAUGUCCUGGUAGAAAGCUUGUCGCGAUCGCGAGUUGCUUUGCCAUUACUCUCCAUAUUUGCUAUGACAACUUGCUUCCAAGAUACACUGCUGAAUCGUCACCCGGUUGUAUUGGAAGCUUUCCUUGAGAAGGCCGUGGAUUCUGGGGAGCCGGACUAUACUGAAGCAUGCGCUGCUCUGCUCUCAUUGCCUCUUCCAUCUACCAUGGCUCCUCCCGGUCGGCUUCACGGCUUCAUCACGAAGUUGGUUUCAGUCAUGGCGAGUAACCCAUGUGCAGAGACCGUGGCCCCUUUACACAUGAUAAUGGGCACUUUGAAUGGCUCUCCUGGUCUCCUCAAUGAGAUCCCCGACGAAACAAUGGCCAAUCUGCAGCUUGAAUUUACCAAAACCCUCCGCAACAUGGAAGACCAUAUGGGCAUUCUCCUGAGCCUCGCUACAUUUGCCCGCAUCGCAUCGACCCAGUCAGAACACCAGAGCCCCUCAAAACAACACGGGUCGAAGCCACCGGCCUGGCUUCUAAACAUUCAACAUUUCUUUGGCCCCAAACGCGGGCAGAAAACCCUGGACUUAGUUGUCUUGCGAGUCAUCUUAGCCUGCUCUUCAAAUAGCAGCCCUCUCACUCCAUCUCAAGCCGCAGAGAGCAUCCGCCUCGCCAUAUCUAUCGUUGACAAUAUUGACGCCAGCCAGAAGAAUGCCUGGGUAGCGAGCGGCUCCUCGAAGGUCGCUAAGCUGUGUGAUAAAGUGGUCCGAGAUGGGUUGGAUCGCGAGGUUCAGCUUAUGGGCUUGACCUUCUUGUUGUCCAUAUGCCCGGUUGAAAACUUUCCCCCUCAAAUUCGCAACCUGGGGCUACGACUUCUCAUUUCUAGAGACAGUCGAGUAGCUUUAACCACUAUGGAGUCUCAUCUAGUGAUUCGUCUAACACAGUCCCUAGCUGCUUGCGACGAAUCCUUCGUUUAUGAGUUACUCAGAUUCACUGUCGAUGCGGUGAAGGACAACAAUAUGAACCGUGGCUCCUUAUCCAAUCUGCACGUCGCAAACUUAUUGCUUUCGAGCUUCCAGCAAGCCGAGUCCCAGCAGGUUAUAUCGUCCUUGUUAAGCUCUACGUCUACAAAAGAGACCAUCGCAAGUCUUUUCGGCCAAUUCCCGUCCCAAACCAGCCAGGUCCAGUGCGAGGGCUCAGAGAUAUGUUACUGCGCCUACACUACAUUGCAGAAUAAUAUCCUGCAAAACCUGUUUGAGAUGUACUUUGCGGCCGCAUUGUCCCAGAACGGGAACGGAAGAGACAUUGAUAUUAUUAAGUCCUUUGUUGGACGCGUGCCAAUGUCGCUCGAAAAGUGUUCCUUUGCUAAUGCCGACUCAAGUAACUUUCGUAGCUCUCUUCUCCUCCGCGACCGCCGGGAAUUCACAUCUCUGCAACAUACGAAUCGGGAUUGGCGAUCUCAAAUCACGGAUACCUUCAUGCAGAAUUCCAAAGUGGCGAAUGAUUCUAUGGUGCAAAUGGUGGAGGGUAUUUGUUUUGAUAUGGAGCGACGCUGCUAUGAUGUCGAAGGUCCCCUCCGCUCCGCCGAGGAAGAUCGAAACAAAUAUAUGCUCGAAGCGGAGCAACUCCGGCGUGAACAUGACAACCUCGAACACGUUAAUAGACAAUCGGUACAGGCGAUGUCCGACCUUCGCCAAGAGAUGGCUCGUCUGGAGGAGCAAACCGAAAGCGCAUGUAAUCGUGUGGAAGAGCUGUCUGCCUCACUCAAUUCCGCACACGACGAACUCCAGGAACAAAUACUUCAUUCCGAAGAAAGUCUUCACUUGGAAAAAGACAGGGCUCGAUCACGGGAACUUGAUUUGAUCGCUACCUCCACAGGGAAGGAUGAUCAGCUAGAAGAACUACAGGAGAAGCUGCACCGUCUUCAGUCUGAGAAUGAAAAAAUGAGGCGGUCACUGGAUGUCGGGGUACAAGAAAAGGCAUCCUCCUCGGAAACAGUCGCAUUCUUGCAACAUGAUAUCGAGCAGCACAAGCAGGCCUUAGAGCAACACAGGACUCUAUGUUCCGAAAAGGAGGGCGAAAUUCAACGUCUCUUGUCGGUAAAUGGAGACCUUCAAAUAGAGACGGAGAAUAUGAAGUCUAUGAUGGUAGAACAGAGCCAGGAAACCGAGAGGCUGCAUAACUCGCUCCAACAAGCCGAAGAAACAUCAAGGUUGGAAAGGGAGGCAAUGAGACAAAACCAUGAGGUCCAAAUUUCCAAUAACAAAGCAGAGGUCACAAAGCUGAAAGAGGAAAACAAACGUCUACAUCGCGAGGUGCAAGAUGGUGCGAGUGAAGCCACAAAGAAGAUCCAGGCAAAGGACAAGCGCAUGAUACAGUUGGAGAAGAAGGUUCAAUCCAUGCGGAAUGAACGAGAAGCCAAGGCUAGAGAAUUCUCCGAGGCCCAGCAACAUAUUGGCCGUUUGAUGGGGGUCAUGGGGUUUUCUGCACAGCCUGCACAGCCUGCAGAGCCUGCAGAGCCCAAACCCCAACAACCAAGGAGUGCGAAGCAAUCUAAACCAGCAGCACGCCACCUCGAUGCAUACAACGACGAAGAUUCACAACUGAUAGAAUCAUUCGAGUCCAUGGCUUCUAAUUUUAACGAACGCACCGCUAAACGACCCCGGGGAAACCGCCUUUCUCACCCAUCGCAACCUCAACCCCGAACACCGGGUCUUCCGAUGUCAAAGUCGAGCCCCCAUUUCUCGGAGUCUGCAAGACGUUCGACUCGCAAACCGCUGGGUGAAGCUGAUCUUAACAGCCCGACCAAGUCUCCGGCUGCCAAUAACUCAAAGCAUAAACAGCCUACGGUUGGGCCGACCGAUCCUUUCGAGGAUAACUGUCUUCAGGAUUUGGAUUUGGAUAUGGAUUUGGAGUUUUCACGGGACUUUAUUUUCACCAGCACAGCCUUCUCGGGGUCAGAUGAUAAGUCGGCACCGCAAUGA
This is a messenger RNA of Penicillium waksmanii, 3126 nucleotides long. RefSeq lists its product as uncharacterized. The coding region runs from base 1 to 3126 and encodes 1041 amino acids. The record is from RefSeq and is a predicted model, not a curated record. NCBI's taxonomy places the organism in Eukaryota, Fungi, Ascomycota, Eurotiomycetes, Eurotiales, Aspergillaceae. The transcript has 9 exons.